AUUCAAGAGCAAAGAUAUGUCAGUGUGUGGUGAGAGUCUGAGAAGAAAGUGACCUACAGCAAUUCUGUGAAAGAUGAAUCCUAGUGGCAUGAUUGAACCCCCAAAAAGUUUGCUAAGGGCACUAAAUGUACCUAAAAAACUGUUGAUGGGUCCUGGACCAUCAAAUUGCUCACCUCGUGUUCUACAUUCUCUGAGUCAACAAGUUAUUGGUCAUUUGCAUCAGGAAUGCUUACAGAUCAUGGAUGAAAUAAAAGAAGGGCUGCAGUAUGUGUUUCAAACAAGGAACAGGUUGACACUUGCUGUUAGUGCCACUGGUCAUGCUGGAAUGGAAGCAGUUAUGUGUAAUCUCAUAGAACCUGGGGACACUGUCCUUGUUACGGUGAAUGGGAUCUGGGGAGAAAGAGCUGCUGACAUGGCUGCUCGUUAUGGUGCUGUUGUACACAAGGUUGGGAAGCCGUUGGGUGAAAGCUUCAGCAUAUCAGAAAUUGAACAGGCAUUAAGAAAAUUCCAUCCAUCAUUACUUUUUGUAGUUCAGGGAGAAUCUAGUACUGGUGUCUUCCAGCGGUGUUGUCAGCUUGGUCCACUAUGCCACAAGUAUGGCUGCCUGCUUGCUGUAGAUACAGUCGCAUCACUUGGUGGUGUUCAGUUUUAUGCUGACCGAUGGGAAGUAGAUGUAGUAUACACAGGCUCACAAAAGGUUCUUGGAGCUCCCCCAGGACUGGCACCUAUAAGUUUUAGUCCCCGAGCAGAAGCUAAAAUAAGAGGAAGGAGGACACCAGUAAAAGUUUUCUACCUUGAUAUGACUUUGCUGGGAGACUACUGGGGCUGUUUUGGAAAUCCUAGAAUAUACCACCACACAGUGCCAGUAACUUUAUUAUAUGGUCUGCGUGAAGGUCUGGCACAACUAGCAGAGGAAGGUUUACAGAAAUGCUGGGAAAGGCAUAAGAAUUGCAGUAUUCAGCUUCAUGAAGGAAUCACAAAACUUGGCCUUGACUUCUUUGUUAAAGACCCAACAAGUAGACUCCCUACAGUAACUGCUAUUUCUCUGCCUCCUCUCAUUGAUGGACGAGCUGUAUCAAGAUAUGCUAUGGAAAGAUAUGGUCUGGAAAUAGCAGGUGGACUAGGUCCAACAGUUGGAAAGAUCAUGAGAAUUGGUCUAAUGGGAUACAAUGCAACUCUAGAAAAUGUCUCUCUCACAUUGGCUGUUCUCAAGGAAGCUCUUGCUCAUGCUACUGCUUCACGUCUUUAACUGAUAACUCAAUUACUUACUAUUUUACUAUUAUUAUGAUUGUUAGUGUUACUUUGCAUGACUGGUUUAGUUACCAUCACAAUUGCAAUGAUCAUAAUAAAGCUCUUUGUUAUGGUGGA
Schistocerca cancellata (South American locust) is the source of this 1368-nucleotide messenger RNA. RefSeq names its product alanine--glyoxylate aminotransferase-like. The transcript is spliced from 7 exons. The coding region runs from base 74 to 1249 and encodes 391 amino acids. The record is from RefSeq and is a predicted model, not a curated record. Gene Ontology annotation, molecular function: L-serine:pyruvate transaminase activity; L-alanine:glyoxylate transaminase activity. Gene Ontology annotation, cellular component: peroxisome. Lineage: Eukaryota; Metazoa; Arthropoda; Insecta; Orthoptera; Acrididae.